Prorocentrum cordatum is the source of this 2024-nucleotide messenger RNA. The record is from the annotation of a GenBank genome assembly. NCBI's taxonomy places the organism in Eukaryota, Dinophyceae, Prorocentrales, Prorocentraceae.
CUCCCAGACAUACAAGCAAUGGCCCGUGGUGCCGGUGCUCGUGGCGGCGGCCGCGGCGGUCGCACCGCCGGCCGUGGAGGCCGAGGAGGCUCCGGAGGCAAUGGCGGCGGCGGCCGCGGGCAGGCUGGGGCGCCUUCCCAAGCUGGCCCAGGCCCUGCCGCGCAGCUCCCGACCACCGAUGCCAACGCCUCCAUCGUGAGCAGGGUGGUCGAGGCCAAGGCCUACUUGGAGUCGCUGGCCCCUUUCAGUGACAUCCAUCGAGCGCUGCCGGGCGACAUCGCUGCUGGUGAUGGCCACAUGGCCGCGUAUGAUGGCGAGUCUUGCGCGACUGCGCUCAAGUCUCUUGGCAAGUAUAUCGCUGGCGGCAACUUGUGGUGGGUAGAUCUGACGUCCUCGCUGAACAUGUCUUCGGUCCCGGUGAACGUGGCGUCCGUGGAGCGCCUCGAACAGGACCUGUUCAGCGAGCCUCCGACUGUGUUCCCCGACAACAUCACGGUGGGCGUCUACGAGCCUGCAGACCCCUCCCAGACCUUCGGCCGCCUGAUGCGGAUCAGCCCAGAGGAUAUGGUUUUCGCCUUCUACCUGGGGGCCGCGAAGCACUUGAAGGACAGCCAGGGGGAUGAGCUUAUGGACAGGGCCACCUUGUGGCGUCGUGCGGCCCUGUCAGUGCCACUGGAGUUCGUGAUGUGCGAGAACGUCAAUGACCUCUACUGGAAAUCAAUAAAUCUGCGUGAGUCCAUUGGAACGAAGUACGCCACUAUGUACCGGUCCCCAGUCCAGCGCAUCUUUGAACUGGCGAUCUGGAAAGAGAAGCAGGAAGCUGAAACUGGGACCAACAUGGACCCCGAGGCUAUCUCCAAGGCGUGGUCGGAGAAGGUCCAGCUCAGCCCGAUGGCGGAGGCCAUCUCGCCAGGCAUGGUGGACGCCUCCAUGACAGUGUGGAAUCGCCUUUUGUGCGAUCCUGAAUGCCGGUCGGUGGUCAUGGAGGCGGAGUCUUUCUGGGGCAAGCACACGCCGUGGGAUUCUGUGUAUAAAUUGGAAGCUGUGGUCAAGAAGGUUGGCCGCUCGGACACAUCCUUCACCAACGCGAGGUGGAUCCUGCACGCUGUCUCAGAUGAGAUCAAGAACGGCACGCACCAUCAGUCCUACUUUAGUGUCCGCAUGCUCUCUGGCAAAGGUCAGGCUCAGAACAAAGGGGCGUGCGACAUCUACAUGUACCGCAGGUCCCUGAAGCAGCACUGCAUCAGCUCCAUCCUCGGCGGCCUCAGUUUCCAACCUGACAUGAAGGAUCAAGUAUCUGGUUUGUUCUCAUCCCACGCCGUGUAUCGGUCGUGGUUUGGCUACGACAGCCAGACAGUGAGCCGCCAGUGGCUGCACGGCUUCCCCAAGGCCUUGCAGUACCUCAUCAUAUUUAUCGGGGAGAUUGUUUACGGGGUCAAGUACGACACAGCCAUCCGCAGCGGCACCAGGUUCAACACCACGUGCGAAGAGUUCUUUGAGAAGGACGAGGUGAAAGUUGACCUUGACAAGCUCCUGUCAGGGUGCCACAGCCACCUUGGCACGAUUCCAGAGUCCAGCAGGCCAUCGGUCCCAGAGGUUCCCAUGGAUGAGGCGGCCGAGCAUGCCGUGGCCAGCGGCUUCGUGGUCGACAAGCAGGAUGCGGCAACGCUCGCCUCCACCCUGGGGGACCAGACUGCUGGCAUCAAGGAGGCGCUGGAGCAGAAGUUCAAAGUGUUGGCCAAGCUGUCUUCGCUGAGUGACACUGACAAAGAUGAGUUGCGCCAGCUUGAGAAGUUGGCCUGUCAGAAGGUGGCGGAUCAUUGCUCUCUCCUGGUGGAAGGGAACAGCCCUGCGACGUGCGCGCGGGUGAUGGGCGGGUCGUUCGUCGGCACCCUGCGCGGAGACGACAACAAGAAGAUCCUCGUCGUGUACGACAACAAGUUGGCCGGGGAGAGCGUCUCCACGCCUCACCUGAGGCUGCCGCCGUUCAGGGCGGAACGCCUCAAGAAGCUCAUUCAAUGGCU